GAAAAAGAAGAAGAAGAAGAAGACGUAUCGCAUGUUGUCUAGAUUUUCAGGUUGUUUCUUUUAAUAAGUCCUUUUCAGAUGGAUUUAGAAAGUGCAACAAACGCGCCGGGAUUUGUAGGCAUACGGUUUUGUCAGGAAUGUAAUAACAUGUUGUACCCAAAAGAAGACAAAGAGAACCGCAUCCUGCUGUAUGCGUGUAGAAACUGCGACUAUCAGCAGGAGGCUGACAACAGCUGCAUCUACGUCAACAAGAUCACCCACGAAGUUGAUGAACUGACACAAAUCAUCGCUGAUGUGGCCCAGGAUCCGACGCUGCCAAGAACAGAGGAUCACCCCUGUCCCAAAUGUGGUCACAAGGAGGCGGUGUUCUUCCAGUCUCACAGUAUGAAGGCUGAGGAUGCUAUGCGUCUGUACUACGUGUGCACGGCCCCUCACUGUGGACACCGCUGGACAGAGUAGCAGCUGUUCGUCAUCCAGAUGUUGCUCCUGGCAGGUUUUUACUGCUAGCUUCUCAAAAGAGUCCUAAACAGUCCAAGUUGGAGCCAGAUGGAUUGUUUUUUCCAUUAGCAGACCUGCUCUUUUGAUAUAACUGUUUUUUUAAUUGACAACCACUCUUUGAACAGAACGUGUUCAGCAGUGGUCAGUUUCAGUCGGGUUUUGUUAGAUUUGAAAAAUGUAUUUUUUUGUCAGGUAUUGUUUGUAUUAAAACUUUUUAUUUAAAAAAAAA
This is a messenger RNA of Fundulus heteroclitus (mummichog), 727 nucleotides long. RefSeq names its product RNA polymerase II subunit I (gene polr2i). Bases 79 to 459 code for a protein of 126 amino acids. Gene Ontology annotation, molecular function: DNA-directed RNA polymerase activity; zinc ion binding; nucleic acid binding. Gene Ontology annotation, cellular component: RNA polymerase II, core complex. Gene Ontology annotation, biological process: transcription initiation at RNA polymerase II promoter; transcription-coupled nucleotide-excision repair; DNA-templated transcription. NCBI's taxonomy places the organism in Eukaryota, Metazoa, Chordata, Actinopteri, Cyprinodontiformes, Fundulidae. The transcript is spliced from 6 exons. The record is from RefSeq and is a predicted model, not a curated record.